Messenger RNA from Cladophialophora yegresii CBS 114405, 453 nucleotides. RefSeq lists its product as uncharacterized. The record is from RefSeq and is a predicted model, not a curated record. NCBI's taxonomy places the organism in Eukaryota, Fungi, Ascomycota, Eurotiomycetes, Chaetothyriales, Herpotrichiellaceae. The transcript has 2 exons. Bases 1 to 453 code for a protein of 150 amino acids.
AUGACGUCCACGUCCACAUACACCGGCGCGGUCCCCCCCGGCGUGACCCUCGACCCCCGCAUCGUGCCCUUCUUCGAGAAAUUCUACCAAGUAAGCGACACCCCCUCGGCGCAUGACGCCUACGUGGCCUCGUUCCUCCCCGACGCCGACUUUGUCAUGGGCACCAAAUCCACGCGCGGGUCCGAGGGCAUCCUCGAGCUCCGCAGGGGUCUGUGGAGCGGGCCCAUCCAGCGGCGGAAACAUACGCUGGAGAAGAUCUUUCCAUUCGGUAGCAGCCGCGAGGUCAUGCUGUACGGGAGCGUCGAGUAUGGGUUGAAGAACGGGAGGGAGGUGGUCGUGCAGUGGGCUGGGCGGGCGGUGCUGGGCGAGGAUGAGGAGGGGGGGUUGCGGUUCAGGUUUUAUCAGGUUUAUUUGGAUUCCGCUCCCGUUGCGAAUGCGCUCAAGGAUGACUAG